UCGAGAUCCUUAGUUCGCAGGGGGUGCCUCUCGCGCUGUCCGAUAUCCGAGUGUUCCUUCGCGCAUCACCCAACCUAUCUCGCAUCCGAUUUCUCAUCGCUUAGCCGAGCCCCUGCCUGUUGUCACUGCUGGCACGGGCAUGGGGCAAACUGGAUACACUCCUCACAGGGACUGUCGACCAUGUCUUCAUCAAACCGGUUCACUCUCCAGAUCAUGCAGGAGAUUUGUGGCAGCCCGGAUUAGAAAGCGUUCUGACAGCGUAUAUACCUCAGCUAACUCAUCUCGGUACUCUCCAUUUCGAGCCAAGAGAAGACAAGCCUUUUGGCUUUCUUGUGUAGACCUGACACUGGCGAAGCUGUUGAUGCAUUUGCUGUGUAUGUUUACGCCUACCGCUCGGCCUCCCGCCGGCGCCCAUUCCCGAUAUCCUUGCACUGCUUCGAGACACGGGCGCAUGACGCGCUCGUCCACAGUCCGGACCGCGUGCCCGCCAUUGGGAUCGCUUUUGGCGUCGAGCUGGAGUACCACCGACUCAACACAGCGCUCCAGUCAACCCGACGUCGCUCUUUCGUGGUCAAUUGAACCGGUGGCGACCGCAAGCACGACGGGUGCCACAUUGUACACCAAGACGAUGAGCGCCUUGAGCUGCUGGUCGUGCUGUACCACUCCCAGCCAGCGCAGGAGAACCGCGGCGCCGGGGGUCUGGGUGACAAUUGUCACAUGGCGGCUAAUGCGCCUGGUAAGCGUGCUGGAUGUCAGUCGAGGCAUUUGUAGCGGGAAGGAGUAGAUGACGGACACGAGGGAGCACCAGUAACUGUAUGUGGCCAGCGGAUUACACUGUGUACUCAUAUCGCGAACAACAGCACUUGUACCAGCACUUGAGCGUCAGCUUGACGACCCGGAGGAUUCGGAAACAAACAAUGACCUGCAAGGAUCCAUCAAUCCAGUGAGGGGCGUUCUGUGUUCCCCGAGGAGUGCCCGAAUCGAAUGCUUUACGUAGGUCCCACGUUCGAGUUGGGUUAUCGGAUCGUGUUGCUGUCACGGGCCCACGGCGUUAGAACGCCGGGCAAAGGAGAAGCCAAAGCUAUCAGGAUCACUUGAUUUCCUGUCGGCUAGGUCGCACCAGCUUCC
Messenger RNA from Mycena citricolor, 1128 nucleotides. The record is from the annotation of a GenBank genome assembly. NCBI's taxonomy places the organism in Eukaryota, Fungi, Basidiomycota, Agaricomycetes, Agaricales, Mycenaceae.